AUGGCCUCCUCGGCAGCCGGAACAAGCAGUACAAGAAUAUCUCAGUAUACUUUAGAUCGUGCCAACCGUACCCGGUUACUUAUUGAGAACUGCUAUGCACAAGCUCUAGCUCAGUGUCAUGAACGAGAAAAAAGGUUACGGAAGUUGGAAGAAAAAAUGGAAGUGGAAGGUCUUUCGGAGUCGGAAAAAGUAAUACGCCGACAAGUACAUAUGGCUAAAGAAACAGAUUUUCUACGAUUGAAAAGGACGCGACUUACUGUUGCUGAUUUUACAUCCCUGAAAGUAAUUGGUCGAGGAGCUUUCGGAGAAGUACGGCUGGUUCAAAAAAUCGACACUGGUCAUGUUUAUGCUAUGAAAAUUUUACGAAAAACUGAAAUGCUUGAAAAGGAGCAGACAGCUCAUGUACGUGCGGAGCGUGAUAUACUAUCCGAAGCUGAUUGUGAAUGGGUUGUAAAGAUGUAUUUUUCGUUUCAAGAUCCUCUCAAUCUGUAUUUAGUCAUGGAAUUUUUACCUGGAGGUGACAUGAUGACACUACUUAUCAAGAAGGAUACGCUGUCGGAAGAUGCCACCAAAUUUUAUAUUGCUGAAGCAGCGCUGGCAAUACAAGCAAUACACAACCUAAAUUUUAUUCAUCGUGAUAUUAAGCCAGACAAUUUAUUAUUGGAUUCAAAAGGACAUAUAAAACUCUCUGAUUUUGGAUUGUGCACAGGUCUCAAAAAAGCCCAUCGAACUGAAUACUAUCGAAAUUGGCCCAGUCAGCUGCCAAAGGAUUUCGUGACAAAACCGCUUGGAUCAAAAAGAAAAGCCGAAACAUGGAAGAGAAACAGACGAGCAAUUGCUUAUUCAACGGUGGGCACACCGGAUUAUAUUGCACCAGAAAUUUUUCAACCAAAUGGCUAUACGAAGACUUGUGAUUGGUGGUCUCUUGGUGUUAUCAUGUAUGAGAUGCUUAUAGGUUAUCCACCGUUCUGUUCCGAAACACCUCAAGAAACUUAUCGAAAAGUUAUCAACUGGAAACAGACGUUAUUAUUCCCUCCAGAAAUGCCAAUUUCUGUAGAUGCCAAGACAACGAUCAGGAAAUUUUGUUCGGAACCGGAGCAUCGUUUAGGCCACAGUGAUGGUGUUGAAGAGUUAAAGACAUGUCAGUUUUUUCGAGGAAUCGACUGGAGCAAUAUCAGGAAGUGUCCGGCACCCAUCCGUGUUGAUGUCAAAAGUAUUGAUGACACUUCAAAUUUCGACGAAUUUCCGGAUGCCGAUUUAUGCAUUCCUAAGCAACAGCUUGGCGAUAGAGGAGAAUUUUCGAAUUAUACAUAUCGACGAUUUGAUGGGCUAACCCAAAAUCGUCAGUUCAAAAAGAAAUGUUCCACCGAUGAGGAUAUGGAAGAUUAUUCGGUACCAUCAGUGACAUUUAAUGCCGCAUCGCCUGGAAGAUUAUGA
Messenger RNA from Acanthocheilonema viteae, 1437 nucleotides. NCBI's taxonomy places the organism in Eukaryota, Metazoa, Nematoda, Chromadorea, Rhabditida, Onchocercidae. The record is from the annotation of a GenBank genome assembly.